Lycium ferocissimum is the source of this 678-nucleotide messenger RNA. RefSeq lists its product as uncharacterized. Gene Ontology annotation, molecular function: protein-macromolecule adaptor activity. NCBI's taxonomy places the organism in Eukaryota, Viridiplantae, Streptophyta, Magnoliopsida, Solanales, Solanaceae. The transcript is spliced from 4 exons. The record is from RefSeq and is a predicted model, not a curated record. Gene Ontology annotation, cellular component: elongin complex. Gene Ontology annotation, biological process: ubiquitin-dependent protein catabolic process. Bases 55 to 351 code for a protein of 98 amino acids.
CAUCUGCACACGCACGAGUAUCAUUUUCACAAGCAAACUGAUCAAUUCUUGAAGAUGAAGAAGGAGGAUACCGUGAAGCUAAUUAGCGCUGAAGGUUUCGAAUUCAUAAUUGAUAAGAAAGCUGCUAUGGUUUCACAGACCAUUCGUAACAUGCUCACUUCUCCAGGGAGUUUUGCUGAGACUGAGCAUGGGGAAGUGACUUUUCCAGAGAUUAGCACUACCAUUCUUGAGAAGAUCUGCCAGUACUUUUACUGGUCCCUUCAAUAUGCAAGUGGCAAAGAAACAGAAUUUCAUAUUGAGCCUGAGAUCACUUUGGAAUUGAUGAUGGCUGCCAACUAUUUGCACACCUGAGGAACAAUAUUACUUUGGGGCCCUAAGGUCUAGAAGUUCGAAAAAAUGCUGUUUCUAGCAUCGAAUUGCCAUUGGAGCUUGUAGAAUGUGGAUAUUUUUUAGUUGUUUCUGAAGUUGGCACUGUAACUUUUGGUACAUAAGUUGUCUUUAUCUGCUGGAGAAUGUAAUAGUAUUUUAGACAUUUUGGGGCCUCAGUUCUAUCUGUUCUAUGACUAACCCAUUUUAACAGCAGAAUUUAUCCCCAUGUGUAUGAAUGUUCAUGUAUCAUGUGGUACUUGAAUCUUUACGGUACUCUAUACUCAAGACAAUACUUGAAAUGUUUCCUGA